Molecule: messenger RNA, 2221 nt
Organism: Mugil cephalus (flathead mullet)
Lineage: Eukaryota; Metazoa; Chordata; Actinopteri; Mugiliformes; Mugilidae
Gene: fkbp16
Product: FKBP prolyl isomerase 16
Exons: 8
Coding region: 261-1691 (476 amino acids)
Molecular function (GO): peptidyl-prolyl cis-trans isomerase activity; protein binding
Source: RefSeq, a predicted model, not a curated record
CACAGCUGUAGAAACUCCACAACUUCAAGCGGGACAAAGCUUCACGGGAGAAAAUAAAAAUAACACAGAUGAAGCCAGGAUUAAGAGAUGCUCACUGAGUUGGAUUUGUUGAAACGAAACAUGGAUUUUUGUAAACAUUUUAUGAUGGAUAUAUUUUCUCGUAUUGACAGAGAAUAGGCGGCAGAAAGAGCAACUGACCUUCGCCUAAGUGGAACAUUGGCUGAACACAAGGGAUCAUCAUAUUUUGGAAACUAGUGCAGAUGGUGUCCAUCGUCGUCUGUGGUGAAAUGGAGACAGAGUCGUGUUGUGAAGAGCGUAAAGACCUUGCGGUGGAGCCUACAGAGUCGGAGGUAAGAGGGGCCAUUUCUGAGCCCGCGGACCGGGACGGUCCCAGCGAGCUGUCCUGUGGGCAGAGGAGUCGAGAAGAAGCCGAGGAGCCGUGCGGGAAAGAUGAGGCUGGAACAGAGAGCCGUGCAGAGGGGAGUAUAGACAUGAAAAGCUCCUCAGAUCCCAAGGAGGAGAGAGGAGAAACUGAAUGUAAGGAACAGAGGAAACUGAAAAAAACAAACAGUUGGAAGAUGGUACGAUUCCAAGACCCGUCAGCCGGAGAUAAUGUGCUGGAGAGGGACAGCUCAGCAGAGAGUCUGUUUCCAGAGUACGCAGUGGAGGAGUGGACUUCCUCAACCUUUGAGCAGCUGUUCGUGGCAGAAGACUGGAAGGACCUAACAGAGGACCGGCUGUUGAGGAAGAAGGUGCUGGGUUCUGGGAUCCCGCAGACCCCGCACCCCGCCUGGGGCCAGGAGGUUACUGUGAAGAUGCAGGGUGUCCUGGAGGACCGCACCGUGGUGGAGAUGGACUGCCAGCUCGUCUUUGUUAUCGGAGAGGGAGACGUAAAUCAGGCCCUGGAGGAGUGUGUCAUGUCCAUGCAGAAGGGCGAGAUCACAUUACUGCUGGCAGAUUCGCAGUACGCUUAUGGACUUCUGGGAAGGGAGCCUGAUAUUCCGUCCUGGGCUCCGCUGCUCUACCAGCUGAGGCUGCUGGACAUCAGAGAGAAACCAGACCCCUUAACCCUCCCCAUCGCGGACCGCUUCCGCAUCGGCAACCAGAAACGAGAGCGGGGAAACUUUCAUUUCCAGAGGGAGGAAUUUAGCAUGGCUGCCAGAGCCUAUUGUAUGGCCCUGGAUGUGCUAACCACACGCAGCAGAGACGGCAGCGAUGGCGACGCAAAGGCAGAGGAGGAAGAGGUGCAGGACUACCGGGUGAAGUGUUUGAACAACUUGGCAGCCGCGCAGCUCAAACUGGAGCAGUUCGACGAGGCGCUGCACACCAGCCGGGACGUUUUGACCCUCGAGCCGAACAACAUGAAGGCCCUUUUCAGAGCGGGAAAGCUCCUCUCAGACAAGGGUGAAUAUGAAGAGGCGAUGGAGCUGCUAAAAAAGGCUUUGAAACUGGAGCCAGCCACCAAGGCGAUCCAUGUUGAGUUAUCUAAACUCGUCAAGCGGCAAUCAGGAGGCAGAGACACCCAAGAGUGGAAAGCCAAGCCAGCAGAGAUGCUUGGAGAGAAUAUUGCACCUUUCCUUAUUCCAUCUAAGAAGAAGUCAUAUGGAAUUUCCUGGAAAUUCAUACUCGGAGCUUUGGUGGUGGCCUUGGGCAGCUUAGCGACGUCUGUGGUUCUGACUGCGAGAAACUGAAAUCAUCUGCAGGAAGCACUUAAAACACUGACAUAAUCUGUGAAGGCAGUACAGCAGCACUGAAACCAGAACCUUUAUUCAAAAUGUGUUCCCUGUAGUACAUACUGUAAAGUGACUGGUAGAAAUCUAGCAAAUAUACAACAGCAGCAAAGAUUUCUGAUAACUGAUAAGACAGAAGUAACGGUCAUCUUUCCAGUUCAGGCUGUUUUAUCUGGAAAAGCAAUUACACUUAUUUUGGAAGAUAUUCUGUUGUCACAGGUGCUCAACAAAAACAAAAAAUCAAACUUUUGUAAAGACCUACCCAGUUGGAAACGGUUAUUUUAGUAAGUGUAUAAAACAUUGCACAUCAACAAGUAAAAACUGCAACGUAAUAUCGCUUACACUGACGCUUUAAAUAAAUAUUUAAAAAAUGUCUGUUGUCUUUUUCCUUUGGUUUUUCAAGCAAACAAUAUCUUGGUACAAGAUCAAAUGGAGGAAAGAGUGUGUUUAUAUUUUUACGCCUGGCGAUAUCAAUAAAUCUUAAAACUGAA